CGACGACACCACCAUCUAUCCUCGAAAAGUCAGUCGUCGCAUGGAUAUUGAUACAACACAGCAGAACUUUUCUUCUGUAAAUCUAGCAUCUUCCGAUCGUCAGUUGGCAUAUUCGCCGUGACCCUUUCGUUUACUAUGGUCAAGGCUAUACGUGGUGUGCUCGUCCAGGCGGACGAAUCAGUCAUGGCCAUCAUCAAGCAAAUCGACAAUGAGCGAAAAGGCUUCAUACUUCAAGAACUAGACAUGCAGACUUGUCUGAUCCAACCGGAUAAGAUAGAUGAGCUAGAGCGCCUUGUCAAAGCUCGGAUCAAGCAGCACCUACCCGACGUCGAUGAUGACGAUGAGGAAGAAUGAUUUACCCUUGAUUCAUACUUAGAUCUAUUUCCGCUACAGACGUUGGCCCUAUGAGGUUUCAUGUAUCUCAUCCCUCUACCUUGCUCUAUGCUCCCAUCUUGAGCAUGCCAUCAGAACCUGGAAUCUGAGGUACCCUACCUCUGCGCUCAGUCAGUAGCUCUCGGAAACAUGUGCGAACUCCUACCAUGCAACGCGACGCUCUGAAUAAUACUCAAUCUCUGGUUUCGCGUUGUCCAAUCCAUAUAAGUCGUCCAUCACUCCGGCUUUGAUAAUCUUCAGCCCGGGGAACCCCACGCCCUCACGCCAGAGCGUUGAACCGCAGUCGCCACAAAAAUAGCUGGUAAUCAUGUUUCCAUUUUCGCCAGUCGUGGAAAUUUGCUUUGGACUGCCGGAAACUGUAAAAUCAUUCUCCGCCACUAGGAUAUUUGUCGAGUAUGUGCUCCCGGAGAUCUUUCGGCAGUCGACGCAGUGGCACAAAGCCUGUGUGGCACGAAUGUUGGCUUUUUUGCUGGAAACAAAACUUGUCGUAUAGAAAGGGCGAGCACGAACCUUCCUUUUAGGCUCUCCUUGAUAGGAGAUGCGAACAUUUCCACAGAAACAACCGCCGGAAGGCAUGAUGAUUAGUCUCAAUAGCGAAUAUGAAGAGAACAAUUCGAUGAUUUUCC
This is a messenger RNA of Verruconis gallopava, 1019 nucleotides long. RefSeq lists its product as uncharacterized. Gene Ontology annotation, biological process: nucleotide-excision repair; transcription initiation at RNA polymerase II promoter. Lineage: Eukaryota; Fungi; Ascomycota; Dothideomycetes; Venturiales; Sympoventuriaceae. Gene Ontology annotation, cellular component: transcription factor TFIIH core complex. The record is from RefSeq and is a predicted model, not a curated record. Bases 136 to 354 code for a protein of 72 amino acids. The transcript has 3 exons.